Dendrobium catenatum is the source of this 806-nucleotide messenger RNA. RefSeq lists its product as uncharacterized. Gene Ontology annotation, molecular function: zinc ion binding. The transcript is spliced from 2 exons. Bases 105 to 767 code for a protein of 220 amino acids. Lineage: Eukaryota; Viridiplantae; Streptophyta; Magnoliopsida; Asparagales; Orchidaceae. The record is from RefSeq and is a predicted model, not a curated record.
ACUCUACCAAUACUAAUAAUUUUGCUGAAUCAUUCAAUGCAUGGAUUGUGGAAGCCAGAACUAAACCUGUUGUCGACUUAAUUGACUUGAUUCGUGGCAAACUCAUGGAGCAAAGGAGCGCACAUAAGAUGACGAGUUUGACAUGGCACCGUGAAUUAGUACUUCAUGCAGAAGAAUACAUUAGAGAAAUUACUACUAGAAAAGAACAAUUAUUAGUUCGACAGUCUAGUUUGUACAUGGCCGAAGUUGAAUCCCUCCAUUCAAGACAUAUUGUUGAUGUCGAGAACAGAGACUGCACUUGUAAUGUUUGGCAAUUAACAGGACUUCCUUGCAUUCAUGCCAUAGCUUUCAUUGGGAUGAAGGAGCAUCCGUUGUGGCAUACGUAUGUUAAUGAUUACUACUACGUUUACAGGUACCGGAUGGCGUACGAUGGAGCAAUCGCCACUAUACCUGGGAAGGAUCAGUGGCAAGUAGUUAAUGAUGUGGUAGAGCUUGGAGUACCAAAUACAUGUAGACCUAGAGGAAGACCCAAAAGAAAAAGAUUGCCUAAUUUUUUGGAAAAGGAUAAGAAGGUCCAUAACUGCAGCAGAUGUGGUCUUUGGGGUCAUCAUCGAAGUACAUGCAAUAAUCCAUUAAGGAGUACCAUUGAUGACGCAUUAUUAUCACAAGUGGGCCAACCAAAACAAGCUAAAUUGCCAAGUCGACGGACUCCACAAGACUUCAGUGAGGGUUGUGAAAAUGAUUGUUCGUAUGUUGAAGGUCUCUAAGUUAUGGGAGGUUAUGCGAAGACCGCAUAUGAUUUUUUU